CAAGCCGGCCCUGUUGCUUGUGCAACAGUUGGACGGUCCAAAAUAUUAAAAAAAACUAAUAUAAUUAACCAGUUAAUUUGAGUAUGAAUGGUUAAUGUUAGAAUUCCAUGUUUUUCCAAUAAAACUGAAGGUAAAAAAUCGAAAAAAAUGGAAAUAAUCGCAAUGAUCAUGUCCUCCGGUUAGGUAAUGACCUGUCAAAAAACAUAAACAUAACCUUAUUGCAAAACAAUUUGUUUGUCAUCAUUUCUAACAGUUUGAAAUCGUCAAGUGCGAGUGUUAAACUCGGUUAAAACGUGCAAAAUGUCGAGUCCUCUGUUCGGUUGGGACCUUUUGCUGAAAAGCGUCGAGUCCGAGAUAAAAACCAACGAAGACAUCCUCCUCUGUUUCACGCACUUGGUGCUCAUCUCGAACGACUUUAAAUGCAUCGGUUUGGGCGAAUCUAAAAUCCUCGAUGGUUCCGAAACAAAAACUGAAGCCCUACCACCAGGUUGGACCGAAUCGUAUUCAAUUCGUUACGUCCACCAGGGCCGGCUUUACCUCCUCAAAGCAACCAAAGUUGACGAAGGCCUAAUGCUUAACUUGAUCCGUGUCGACGAACGCACCACCUCUCUCAUCCAACUCAAUACGGCCCUGGUGGCAAGUCGCACAGGAACCCUAUCUCAGAUCCUCCCCAAACACUCGGACAUCCUCCAACAGAUUAAAACCGAACUGAUUGAUAAAAUCGUUGUUUCGAAAAACACCAAAGACAAUUCGAGCCAAACACCGGCUGUUUCCAACCCGCCUCCGACUUCUCCGCCACAAGUUUCGCCGCUAUUUGUGGACCCUAUGCCACGUGCGGGGCCUGUGGGAGUGGGCGAAUACGAUUUGAAUCCUUUCGGACGGAAUCCUUUGGCUUUUCCGGCACCUAUGGGCGGUGGUGGCAUGCUUUUUGAGCCGCCCAGAGGUGGGAGAUAUCCACAAGGACCAGGGCUGGGAAUGCCCCCAGGUGCUGUACCCCCAGGGGCAAGAUUUGACCCGUUUCGACCACCUGACGUCGAUAGGUUUCCCAGACGGCCGAAUAAUCGGCCCGAUAAUGACGAGUUCCCACCGCCCGGUUAUGACGAUAUGUUUAUGUAAAGAAAUAAAUUGGUGAUUGUAAGUUAA
Molecule: messenger RNA, 1143 nt
Organism: Tribolium castaneum (red flour beetle)
Lineage: Eukaryota; Metazoa; Arthropoda; Insecta; Coleoptera; Tenebrionidae
Product: proteasome inhibitor PI31 subunit
Exons: 1
Coding region: 301-1116 (271 amino acids)
Biological process (GO): proteasome-mediated ubiquitin-dependent protein catabolic process
Molecular function (GO): proteasome binding; endopeptidase inhibitor activity
Source: RefSeq, a predicted model, not a curated record